AUUGGCACACACGCGGACACACCACAGGCGCGCAAGCCCAACCGAUCGAGCAGCUCUAGCAUGGCGAGCGGCGGCUACUACUACGACCAGAGCGCGGGCUACGGCGGCUACAGCUACUCGGCGGCGCCGAGGACGACGCCGUCCCACCUCCUGGUGUUCCUGGCCACCGUGGCGCUGCUGGGCGCCACGUCGCUCUACUCGCGCUACGAGUCCGCGGUGGAGAGCCUGGUGGACCAGGUGCGGUUCGCCGUGGUGCUGUCCCCGCUGCUGCUCCUGCUCGCGGUCCAGUACUGGGCGGCCACGGCCGGGUCCCGGCGGCCCCGGGGCGGCGCCCUCCCGUCGCUGCUGGCCGGGGACCAGCCCUCCUGGUACGCCGGCGGCGGCGGAUGGGGCCAGCGGGACGGCGCGUCGUCGUCGCCGUGGGGCGUGGCGCUCGCGCUCGCCCUGGUGCUGCUCCUCGUCUCCUACCAGUCGUGCUUCCGCGACAUGUGGUUCCCGCUGGUCACCCGCCGGUGAGCUCACCUCAGUCCAGGCCAGGCCCUUCUGGCGGCAUGUAUCACCAGCUUCUUGCAGUGCCGCUGGACGGAGAUGGAGGAGAAUCAUCAAACACCAGAUAGGAUGCUGCUGUUAGCAAGUGGAGGCGGUGUGGCAUCGAUAAACACACUCGCUGUUCGUCUACACGGGCUGCGAUCAAUAUAGUAGUAUAGUGUAGUUAUUGUAAUAAUAGAAUACUGAAUACUACUAAUUAAAAAAAGGGAAAAUGGCAGACAAUUCUUGC
Messenger RNA from Zea mays, 778 nucleotides. RefSeq lists its product as uncharacterized. NCBI's taxonomy places the organism in Eukaryota, Viridiplantae, Streptophyta, Magnoliopsida, Poales, Poaceae. The record is from RefSeq and is marked validated. Bases 61 to 516 code for a protein of 151 amino acids. The transcript has a single exon.